AGGCAGUGGCAGUUACAUCCACAAGACGAGAGGGGAUAGACGUUUCUCAAUGGACUGCAUAUUUUGAACCAUAGCCUGUACAGGGACCUCAGUGUGGUAGAAACAUUUUUCACUCCGUCGUUGAUCGUGGAGCUGCGGGAAGGCAUAAUUGCGAACAAGGAAUAAACAUGGCCCCAAGUCUAUAUCUCCACGGGGCCUUCGCUUUGUUUUGUGUGAUUCUAACCUGCAAUGGAUUUAAUAUAGACUCACGGUUUCCAGUUAUCAAAGAAGGGAAAACCAAGGGCAGUUUCUUUGGAUUUGCUGUUGCCCUGCACAAACAGACGGAAGGGUCCACAAAAUACCUUCUCCUAUCAGGAGCACCCAAGGAGAAAGCACUGGCUCUGAGGAACGUCAAUGAGACGGGCGCCAUCUACUCCUGCCCCGUCACCACAGAGCUCAACGACUGUGAAAGGAUGGACUUGGUCAGCUCCACGGACUCGUCUGAGAUGGUGGAGGGGAUGUGGCUGGGAGUGACCGUGGCCAGCCAGAGAGACCUGCCAGGGGGCCGAGUGCUGGCGUGUGGGCACCGCUACGUGAAGGUGGUGCCGGGGGGCAUUGAGGAGCAGCGGCGGAUGGUGGGGAAGUGCUACGUCAGGGGCAAUGACCUGACCUUCGACCCCAACGAUGAGUGGCAGGCCUACAGCUACGAGGUGUGCAACCCCAACUUUGAUGUGGAGCUGGAGGGCUUGUGCAACAUGGGCAUCUCGGGGGGCAUGACCGACACGGACGUCUACAUCGGCUCAGUGGGAAGCUACGUGUGGCAAGGCAACGUUCAUGUAACGUGGCGAGACCCUGAUCCAGGAAACUCGUGGGACUCAACUGACAAAGACUUUGGGCAACUGAACAGACGAUACAGCUACAUGGGUUACUCUGUCUAUGAGGACAGGAAGCUGCUGAGUCGAGACGACUUCACGGUAGUGACGGGGUCUCCCAGAGAUGAAUCCAAGGGCUCAGUGAUGCUGGCUAAGAAGGGCAACACAGAGCUGGUGACCGAGUUCAUCAUCCCAGGAGAACAAGUGGGCUCGUACUUUGGGAACAGCCUAGCUGUCACCGACCUCGACAAUGACAACUGGAAUGACCUCAUCGUAGGUGCCCCGUUCUACUUUGACCGUCAGAAGGAGGAGGGAGGAGCGGUGUACGUCUUCAUGAAUGAGAACGGAUCUUUCCAGAAGAAACCUAGCAUGGUACUGAAGGGUCCUACGGCAUCUGGUUUUGGAUUCGCCGUGGCAGCCAUUGGCGACGUCAACCAAGAUGGAUUCCAAGACUUUGCAGUAGGAGCCCCAUUCCAUGAGACUGGGAAGGUCUACAUCUGGAUGGGAAGCAAGAAGGGAAUCUCUGAGGAGCCUAGUCAGGUGAUUGAGGGGAAGUCAGUGGGUAAUGGUGGGUUCCAGACCUUUGGCUAUUCCAUCAGUGGCGGUAUGGACAUGGAUGAGAACAGUUACCCUGACAUCCUGGUUGGUUCUCUGGAUGACCGCAUCGCUCUUCUCAGGGCUCGUCCAGUUAUCCAUCUCUCUAAGAACUUCACUGUGCUGCCAAAGAUUGUGGACCCUAAACUUUGUCCCUCUGGAAAUAAAUCCUGUGUGACUGUGACAGUGUGUUUCUCCUACACACUCAGCAAUGGAAACAAAGAUUUCAAGAAAAACAUCAUGGUGAAGUACACAGUGGAAGCUGACAUACAUCGCCGGAGCCCUCGAGUUCUCUUCCUUGUCAAUAAGCUUGCCACCUACACAGGCCUCCUUACCAUGCCAUCUCCCAAGACCGAGUGUCAGGUGCUGGAGCUCAGAGUAGAGGAUCCUGUGAGGGACAAGCUGGAGCCGGUGGUUUUCUCUCUCAACGUGUCCCUGGAUGAGCAGAAACUCAAAGUCAGGAAGGCCCUGCAGAACCUGGACUCCUACCCUGUACUGAGCCACAAACAGAAAGUCACUGAGAGGAAAGAGAUCAACUUCCAGAAGGAGUGUGGCUCAGACAACAUGUGCACCAGUAACCUGCAGCUAACAGCUACGUUUGCUAACGAGGGACUGAAGCCUUACCCCAGUCAGGGGAACCGCCAAUUGCUGCAGUACAGCAGUAAUGUGAAGAAGGUGAUGCUACUAGUGGAGGUGACUAACAUGCCAGGCCCUGGGAAGGUAGCUGAGGACGCCCACCAGGCCAUGCUCAACAUCUCCACCCCAGCCACGCUCAGUUACUAUGGCGUGCGCUCCCAAGAUCCUGACGUAGAAUGCCGUGCUGGGGAGACUGUAAUGUGUGACCUGGGGAAUCCACUGAGGAGCAAUGAGAUGGUCUCUCUGCAGCUCAUCUUUCAAACAUCAGGGAUCAACCUCCAAACCAGGGAGAUUGAGUCUCAGUUGCUGUUGUCCACGUUGAGUAAGCAGAAUGACCUGUACCCUGUGCCUGUGGUCCUGCUGAUAGAGACCUCCAUCCAGACCUCCUUCUCCAUAGAGAAUCCCCUGGUCCAGACCUACUUCAGCGGGGCGGUGACGGGAGAGUCAGCUAUGAACACCACCAGUGAUGUGGGCAGUCUUGUGGAAUACACCUUCAAGGUGUCAGUGGAGGGAGAGCCUCUGGGUGCGCUGGGGACCCUGGCCGUGGAGUUUCAGUGGCCCUUCGAGGUGACCAAUGGGAAGUGGCUUCUCUACCUGACUGAGAUCAUCACCAAGGGGACAACUGAGACACACUGUGUCCCUCCAGGGGACAUCGUCAAUCUUCUCAACCUCACGUUGUCCAAGAACAGGAGCAAACGUUCCAAGCGAGGGGUGGAGGGCGAACAGCCUCAUAUCAUCGAGCCGCAGGCGGUCAUUACCGUGCUGACUCCUCGUAAAGAGACCUACUAUCUGGAUUGUUCAAAGUCGACGGCCCGCUGUGUGACAUUCACCUGUCCCUUGAUCAAGAUGUCUACCUCUGCCAAGAUCAUUGUGAGGUCACGGGUGUGGAACAGUACUAUGCUAGAGGACUACAAAAAUGCUUUGAGGAUUGAGGUUAGAGGUCAGGCCACACUGAAACUUGUGACGGACAACCCCACCAUCAAGAUGGAAAGUGAGACCAGAGAGUUCAGAGUGGACAUUGACCCAGUUCUUGGGGUGGAGACACCUUACGAGGUUCCCCUGUGGAUCAUCAUCGUUGCCGUGGGAGCAGGGAUCCUGCUGUUAGGAAUCAUCAGCAUCAUACUAUGGAAGUGUGGCUUCUUCAGGAGGGCCAGCAGGAGGGAGAUGUACGAGGCCAAAGGCCAGAAGGCUGAGAUGAAGAGCCAGCCCUCAGAGACGGAGAGGCUGACUGAGGACUACUGAGACAGGAGAGGCCCCCACUGAGGGGCGAUGCUACACUCCACUAGGGCUCCUGGCUUGGCUUCUUCAAGCGAGCCAUCUACUACCGGAUUAUGCCAAAGUACCAUGGAGUGAAAAUCCGUAAGGAGGAGCGCUACCAGUUUAACAUGGGCUUCCAGCCGGAGGAUCCAGGCAAGAAGUACUGGAUCACCAACUGGACAGAGAUGCAACGUUACUACUACUGAAACCCUGACCUAUGACCCUGAACUCUGAACUCUUGACCCCUGCCAAAGUUCAGAAGCAUUGUGAUGGAAGGACACAAGGGUUUCUGGGAUGUCACACAACUUGGAGGGCACAGCACACAGACCAACUGUGAAUACUGACCACAUUGAUUCUGGAACGUUUCUCCCCUAUGUAUAAGUCUCUGUAGAUUUCAUCAAAAUAUUUUUUUUUCUUUUUUUGUGCAAUAUGCCAAAUAUUCUGUUUCAGAAAUUGCUAUGUUUAAAGUAUUUUGAUGAAAGCAGUGUUGUACAUUGAAAGUGUGUUUAAAAAUCCCAGUUUGGUUGUAAAUUGAUUUAUUUUCGUACCACUGCAUAUUUAAGUACUGAAAAAGAAAUACCUUUGCAUGUAUAUCUUUCUUCCAAAUGAUCUAUUUGCAAGUUCCUGAGCAAAGUUGUUUUUUGUCGUCACUGUUUCCUUUUUUAAUCAGGUGAAUGAGUCUGUAGAGAGUCUGUAAAAAUUAUUAUUGAAUGUAAAUGUACUUGUCCAUGUUCCUUUCGUAUCUCUUUGUUUUAGAAUGUCACUGAUUGUCAGUGGUUUAGCGAUGAUGUCACUACAACAGUAGUUUGGGAGAUUAUUUUGAACUGUGCAGAGCUUUAUUGAUCAUCAGGAUGACUUUGUUAUGACAGAACAACAACAGUGCCUUAAAAGAGAUGGAUUCAGUGUUGACACUUAUACAGUGCCUUCAGGAAGUAUUCAUACCCCUUGACUUAUUCCACAUUUUGUUGUGUUACAUGUAUGAAAUC
Molecule: messenger RNA, 4324 nt
Organism: Coregonus clupeaformis (lake whitefish)
Lineage: Eukaryota; Metazoa; Chordata; Actinopteri; Salmoniformes; Salmonidae
Gene: itga3b
Product: integrin, alpha 3b
Exons: 26
Coding region: 168-3323 (1051 amino acids)
Biological process (GO): cell adhesion mediated by integrin; cell-cell adhesion; leukocyte migration
Cellular component (GO): external side of plasma membrane; integrin complex
Molecular function (GO): integrin binding
Source: RefSeq, a predicted model, not a curated record